UUAUCACCUCCAUUUGCGGUGCGAAUAUAACGCGGAGGCCUUUUUCACGCGUUCGUCUUCGUCCUUGCAAUUUUGGAGUCCACAUUUGGCCAUUCCUUCCGAUCACUGCCUGUCUCUGGCAGGCAAUCAAACCCUCUCUGAUCAUAAAAAUUUGAAAAUGCGUAAGUGCAUGCUUGUUAAUAGGGAAUUGGCAUUAGGGGCGAUUAACAACAUAAUAUAUGUUUGGUUUGUAUGACAAGGGCUUCUGAAUGAAAGUGUUUCAAUUCUUGAUACGAGAAUUUGUACUGCCGAAGGUGUUUCUUGUUCCUUGAGUUUGGUGUCGGAGCUUAUUCACAGGGGAUUGGAGAAUUAUAUACAUAUCCUCUUGAACGGGAAUGGCAGCAGGCGCCGGCAGUCAGAAAAGCUUAAGAAAAGCGUUGAAAACAGUUGGAUUGGCGAAAGCCAAUGGUGAUUUCAAGGCACUGGACAUUGCCAUCGCCAAGGCCACAAAUCAUGAUGAACUACUGCCCAAGGAGAAACAUGUUAUAACUAUAUUAAAUGCAGUGUCAGCUUCAAGACCUCGCGCUGAAGUUGCGUAUUGCAUCUUUGGUCUUGCCAGGCGUCUUUCUAAGACCCACAGUUGGAAGGUAGCACUGAAAACUGUGAUUGUUGUGCACCGCGGGUUGAGGGAAGUUGAUGAUACAUUUUGCGACUCGCUAGUCAAAUAUAGCUGGAGUAGAGGUCAUAUGCUGGAUUUAUCUCAUGUUUGGGAUGAAUCAAGUACAAGUGCAUUGGGUUAUUCUGCCUGGGUGCGGACAUAUGCAUCAUAUCUUGAAGAGCACCUUGAAUGUUUCCGCGUAUUGAAGUAUGACGUUCAGAAAGAUCACUCGGUACGCAGUUUGAAUAAAUCAUUAUGUAAACCCAAGGAACUUGACACCACAGACUUACUAAGGCAAUUACCCGCUUUGCAACACCUUCUUUCUCGCCUUCUUGAUUGCCAGCCAGAGGUGGGAACACUAUAUAAUGUCUUGAUUCAAUAUGCCCUUUCAAUGGUUGCAGGUGAAAGUGCAAAGCUGUAUGCUGCAAUUAAUGGUGGUAUUGUCAAUUUACUUGACAAGUUUUUUGAGAUGCAGCGAGAUGAUGCAGUUAAAGCACUUGAAAUAUAUAAGAAGUCAGGAAGUCAGGAAGAGAGGUUAUCGGAGUUCUUUGAGAGCUGCAGGAGCCUUAAUUUUGGACGGGCACUGAAAUUCAUUAAAAUUGAACGGCCCCCUGCAUCAUUCUUGACUACCCUGGAAGAUUAUGUGAAGGAGGCUCCCUGCAGUACAACGCUUCAAUGUACACCGACCGAUGAUGAGCAAGAUUCUGCUCCCAAGGAAGUUGAGACGAUAGAAGGUGAUUUGUUAAUUGACCACAAAUCAGAUGAUAAUAAUAGUGAACAAAAAUCAAAUGAAGGCCGCCCAAAGAGUGAGAGUGAGGCUGCUGCCACAUCACAUGUUGUUGACCUCCUGAGCUUCGAUGAUUUAACUCUGGCAACAUCAGAAUCGGAUGAGAAAAAUUCCCUCGCACUUGCAAUCGUUGAGCCUGAUUCCAAACCAGAAUGUCUGAAUACGACAAGUGCGGAGGAGUCCAGUUGGGAGGUGGCACUUUUUACAGCACCAAGUUGCCACGCAGCUGCAGUUACAGCACCAACUUCUAAUGUAGUUCCAGUUGAAGAGAUAAAGUCGGGUGUUGGGCUGGACAGGUUGACACUGGACAGUCUGUACGAUGGUGCAAUCACAAGUACACAAAAUCAGAAUAAUAACGUGAUGUACUACCAUAGACCGAUGCCGUCUAAUCCUUUUGAUGAUGUUGUUGAUCCUUACCAAUUAGCCUCCCCAUUUCACCCAACCAACAUGCAGAUGGCUAUCAUGCCCCAACAAGUACAACAAGGCCAAGUACCAUUUUAUGAUUCGUAUAGCAAUGCACUUGCAAUACCGCCAACCAACAUGCAAAUGCCUCCUUUCAUGCCUCAACAACAAGCUUUCACUAUGCAGCAGCAGCAACAGCAGCAGUUAGCCAACAUCAGCCAUAACCCCACAAAUUCUUCCAGCAAUCCCUUCGCUAUUGAUCAGAGUUAUUCACAACCACCUUCAGAAUUCUUGCAAUGGCAUGGUUUAGUUGAUCCCCCAAAAGAAGUUGAGCAUUUCUGAUUUCUGCCCCAAGCAAGGUUUGAGUUUUGGAGUGGAAGAGCAGCGGCAGUCCGAGUCAUGAAAAUUUUUGGUGUAAAAUAGCAGCCAUUUCAGUUCAUAUUUUAGGCACUACUUGUGCUGCAGGUUGAGAUGUGCUUCGACAGUAAAUGACUUCUCUCUCUCAUUUUCUGCUCUCC
Molecule: messenger RNA, 2344 nt
Organism: Pyrus x bretschneideri (Chinese white pear)
Lineage: Eukaryota; Viridiplantae; Streptophyta; Magnoliopsida; Rosales; Rosaceae
Product: putative clathrin assembly protein At5g35200
Exons: 17
Coding region: 375-2168 (597 amino acids)
Biological process (GO): vesicle budding from membrane; clathrin coat assembly; clathrin-dependent endocytosis
Cellular component (GO): clathrin-coated vesicle; clathrin-coated pit
Molecular function (GO): phosphatidylinositol-4,5-bisphosphate binding; 1-phosphatidylinositol binding; clathrin heavy chain binding
Source: RefSeq, a predicted model, not a curated record